Molecule: messenger RNA, 897 nt
Organism: Wickerhamiella sorbophila
Lineage: Eukaryota; Fungi; Ascomycota; Dipodascomycetes; Dipodascales; Trichomonascaceae
Product: Sphingolipid C4-hydroxylase SUR2
Exons: 1
Coding region: 1-897 (298 amino acids)
Biological process (GO): lipid biosynthetic process
Molecular function (GO): oxidoreductase activity; iron ion binding
Source: RefSeq, a predicted model, not a curated record
AUGAAUUCGACGAUUCCGCCACCCCCGAUUUACGCGGUGCGCCCGAAGGGCCUCGUUCCGGGAAUGAGUGACGAGCUGCUCGCGCUCAUCGCGCCCGUUGUGGGCUACUGGGUCUUCUGCAGCAUGUUCCACUACUUUGACACCCACAACCUGUUUGAACAGUACCGCAUCCACACGCCGGAAGAGCUGGAGAAGAAAAAUAAGGCCACCAUGGGCCAGGUCAUUCGUGCUGUUAUCUCCGAGCAAACCGUGCAAUUCUUUGCUGGGUUGGUGGUCAACUAUUUCGAAUCGCCGUACACGACAGGACACGAGGAAUACGAGGUCUGGAAGCUGGCCACGAACUACAACAUCCCGCACAACGUGGCCUACUAUCUGUACUGGGCCGUCUUCCCUUUCUUCCGCCUAAUUGCCGCCUUUUUUGUAUUGGAUACUUGGCAGUACGCCUUGCACCGCUACAUGCACACAAACAUGUGGUGCUAUCGCAAGUUCCACUCUGUACAUCACCGUUUGUACGUGCCCUACGCGUUUGGGGCUCUCUACAACUCGCUGAUCGAAGGUUUCUUGCUAGACACUCUGAGUGCCGCCGUCGCUGGCUUCGUCACAGGCAUGUCUCCUCGCGAGCUGGUGUUCAUGUACACGUUCUCGACCCUUAAAACUGUUGACGACCACUGCGGCUACGAGCUCCCCUGGGACCCUUUGCAAAUCAUUUUCCCCAACCGGGCCACCUAUCACGACAUUCACCACCAGCACUUUGGCAUCAAGACCAACUUCAGCCAGCCGUUCUUUGUGCAUUGGGACACGCUACUUGGCUCAAAGUACGCGAAAACUGAAGAGUACAUCGAGGCCAACAAGCGCAAGCGCCUCGAGAACCUGAAAACUAAAGCCAAAGCUGAGUAA